This is a messenger RNA of Zingiber officinale, 1740 nucleotides long. Its product is annotated as external alternative NAD(P)H-ubiquinone oxidoreductase B3, mitochondrial-like. Lineage: Eukaryota; Viridiplantae; Streptophyta; Magnoliopsida; Zingiberales; Zingiberaceae. Gene Ontology annotation, molecular function: calcium ion binding; NADH dehydrogenase activity. The coding region runs from base 1 to 1740 and encodes 579 amino acids. The transcript has 10 exons. The record is from RefSeq and is a predicted model, not a curated record.
AUGCGGUUCGCAGCCGCCUUCUUCGAUGUAACAUUACAAGCGAUUCGACGCCCUCCUAAAUUCUCCCAACUUCUCGUCAUAUGUGCUAUCAGUGGUGGCGGCAUAAUAGCCUAUGCUGAUGCAAAGUCAGAUCAUAAUUUUGAUGCACCUGGAGCAACCAACAAGAAGAAGUUGGUUGUUCUUGGAACAGGUUGGGCUGGCACUAGUUUCUUGAGAAAUGUAGACACCUCCCAGUAUGACGUGAAAGUGGUGUCGCCGCGUAACUAUUUUCUGUUCACUCCUCUACUGCCAAGCGUCACUUGUGGAACUGUUGAACCACGUAGUAUCGCAGAGCCUAUUCGCAAUAUCAUGCGAAAGAAAGGUGAGCAGAUUCAAUUUUGGGAAGCUGAGUGUCACAAGAUCGAUCCAGUUAACAAGAAAAUUCUCUGCCGCUCCAAUAUUUGCACAAACUCGGAAGGGAAAGGGGAAUUUGCAGUAGAUUAUGAUUACUUGGUCGUUGCACUCGGAGCAAAGCCGAAUACCUUCAACACUCCUGGUGUAGUGGAGAACUGCCAUUUCCUAAAGGAAAUAGAGGAUACACAAAGAAUCAGGAGGAGUGUGAUGAAUUGCUUCGAGAGAGCAUGCCUUCCGGGCCUUAGUGAUGAAGAAAAAAGAAAUAACCUUCAUUUCGUUAUUGUUGGUGGAGGUCCAACUGGCGUUGAAUUUGCAGCAGAACUGCAUGAUUUUGUGAGUGAAGAUUUGGCCAACUUGUAUCCCACUGUUAAAGAUUUGGUGAAAAUUUCAGUAAUUGAGGCCGGGGUGCAUAUCUUGACAAUGUUUGACAAAAGGAUAACUGAAUUUGCUGAACAAAAGUUCCAAAGAGAUGGUAUUGAUGUGAAAACCAAUUUCCGGGUUAUCAAGGUAAAUGAUAAGACCAUCACUAUGAGUAGUGGGCUGACCGGAGAAAUUUCAGUCCCCUAUGGAAUGGUGGUUUGGUCUACUGGAAUUGGCACCCGCCCAGUAAUACUGGAUUUUAUGAAGCAAGUUGGGCAGGCUGAUAGACGGGUAUUAGCAACUGAUGAGUGGUUGAGAGUCCCAAAUUGUGAUGGUGUCUAUGCUCUUGGUGAUUGUGCAACAAUAAGUCAGAGAAAAGUCAUGGAAGACAUCGCAGCUAUUUUUAGAGUUGCAGACAAGGAUAAUUCUGGAACUCUAACUGUGAAAGGCAUCAAAGAUGUACUGGAGGAUAUCUGUGAGAGGUACCCUCAGGUGGAGCUUUACAUGAAGAGCCAGCAGUUGGAGAAUUUUGCUGAUCUAUUUAAGGAUGCGAGUGACGAUGCUCUCAAAGAAUCCAAAAAAUUGGACAUUGAAGUGUUUAAGAAAGCUCUUGCCAAUGUGGAUUCACAGGUUAAGAUGCUACCUGCUACAGCUCAGGUUGCUGCACAACAAGGCAACUAUCUUGCUAAAUGUUUUAACAAGAUGAAAAUCUGCGAGGAGCACCCUGAAGGUCCUCUUCGUAUAAGAGGGUCAGGUCGUCAUCGGUUCCAUCCAUUUGGGUAUCGGCAUUUGGGCCAAUUUGCUCCUUUGGGUGGAGAGCAAACGGCUGCACAGCUGCCUGGAGAUUGGGUUUCUAUUGGUCACAGCUCGCAGUGGCUUUGGUACUCUGUGUAUGCAAGUAAGCAAGUGAGUUGGCGCACGAGAUUCCUUGUGGUAUCUGAUUGGAUCAGGAGGUUCAUAUAUGGAAGAGAUUCAAGCUGCAUCUAA